AUGGCUGCCAUGCCGCUGCCGGGGCCUGCCCGCAUUCCCAGGUGGAUCUCUGCCCACCACUCCCUGGAGAAGGCCUUACAAGGCCUGGCGAAGCUGCAGCAGCUGGCGAGGCAGCCUCGGCUGCGGCUCCGAAACAGCCCUCCGUACCUGCCCCACAUUUUGUCCCAGACGCACCAGCACCUGCGACUCGUGCGGGAGCAGUCCUGGGCUUCUGGGGCCAAGCUCUGGGAAGAGGGAGGCUACUUCCUCGUCUACCUCAGCAACCUGCUGGAGAAGAUUAAGCAAGCCACCCGGCUUUUCAAGAGGGACAAGGAGGAGAUCUUCCAAGAAGGUUCACCUUCCAGGCGGAAUCUGACCAAGCUUUCCUUGAUCUUCAGUCAUAUGUUAGCCGAACUGCAAGCGCUGCUCCCUGAAGGGAGAGACGAGGGCAGCGCUUACAAGCUCAGCAAGCCCGAAGCGCAAGCGUUUUGGAGGGAGACGUGGGGCAACAGGAGCCUGGUAUCCUGGUCCGAAUUCCGAGAAGGACUCCAUCGGGUGCAUCCCAUGGACCCUGGCCCGAUGGCUAUCGCCUUACGGUCCACCAUAGACCUCACAUGCAGUGGACAUAUCUCCAUAUUUGAAUUCGAUAUUUUCACUCGCCUCUUCCAGCCGUGGCCAACACUAUUGAAGAACUGGACGUACCUCGCCGUGACGCACCCCGGCUAUAUGGCCUUUCUCACCUACGACGAAGUGAAGGAACGAUUGCAGGCGUACGCCCCCAAGCCCGGCAGCUACAUUUUCCGACUUAGCUGCACCCGGCUGGGCCAGUGGGCCAUCGGCUACGUGACGGAGAACGGGAGCAUCCUGCAGACCAUCCCUCAAAACAAGCCCCUCUUCCAGGCGCUGAUCGACGGGCACAGAGAAGGCUUCUACCUGUAUCCAGACGGGAAGAAUGUCAAUCCGGACCUGACUGCAUUAAUGAGGGGCACAUCGCAAAGCAGAAUCCAAGUUUCUCAGGAACAGUUUGAGCUCUACUGCCAGGUGGGCUCGACAUUCCAGCUCUGCAAAAUCUGUGCUGAAAACGACAAAGACGUCCGGAUCAAACCUUGCGGGCAUCUGCUCUGCCGAGGCUGCCUCGAUACCUGGCAGCUUUCCGAAACUCACACGUGCCCGUUCUGCCGCCGUAAGAUCUGGGGCCACGAAGACGUCCUCAUCGACCCCUUCAGCUACAAGGAAGAGAAGUCCGGGCUGGAGGAAGAGGAUGACGAGGAAGAUCUGGAAGAUGUGGAGUCUGUGCUACAGCAACUGGCGCUCAUGCGCAAGGGGAUCGGGAUCCAGAAUCCCAGCUCCUCUCCAUGUCAGAACCCUGAGCUAAAAUUACCUCCGGUGCCCCCUCGAAGAUGUCCUCAACUGAAUAAGGCCCCCCUACCCAAUGAAGACUAUGAAGGCCGGAGCGAGGGGAAACUGUGCCCGGGGCACGUGGGCACCCCUGCGACCCUGCCACGCCCACGCCUGCCCUGGAACGCCCCCGCACCACCCCUGCAUCACCGCGCGCCCGGGGCACUGCGCACCCCUUGUACCACUUGGUGCUACGCCACUGCUCAAACCUUCAAAUCCUCCCAGGCUCGGCCCCCAAAUCUCUAG
Messenger RNA from Sphaerodactylus townsendi, 1623 nucleotides. RefSeq names its product Cbl proto-oncogene C (gene CBLC). Gene Ontology annotation, biological process: negative regulation of epidermal growth factor-activated receptor activity; cell surface receptor signaling pathway. Gene Ontology annotation, molecular function: SH3 domain binding; ubiquitin protein ligase activity; receptor tyrosine kinase binding. Bases 1 to 1623 code for a protein of 540 amino acids. Lineage: Eukaryota; Metazoa; Chordata; Lepidosauria; Squamata; Sphaerodactylidae. Gene Ontology annotation, cellular component: plasma membrane; membrane raft. The record is from RefSeq and is a predicted model, not a curated record. The transcript is spliced from 10 exons.